Molecule: messenger RNA, 1029 nt
Organism: Penicillium alfredii
Lineage: Eukaryota; Fungi; Ascomycota; Eurotiomycetes; Eurotiales; Aspergillaceae
Exons: 5
Coding region: 1-1029 (342 amino acids)
Source: RefSeq, a predicted model, not a curated record
AUGAGUUGCCUCAUUUCGCGCCUGGCGCUGCUUGCUCCAGUUGCUCUAUCGUUAAUCCAGCCUGCUGGCGCAUUGCCUAAAGCCCGCGACGCACCCACAAUUCCACAAUAUGUGAUCGACUACGCACCCCUGGUAUGGCUGCACAGCCAGGACCCCUACCGACCCAGCGACCUCCAGCAACAACUCGACCAUACCACAGCACAGGUCAAAUGGAAAGAAGUCGACGGAGCACCUUCUCCUCUGACACUAGACAAUCUCGACAAACUCAAUGAUAUAGGCAACACUAGUGUUUAUUUGACUUCGCACGAAGGCAUCGAUAUCAGCCCUGAGCCGGACUGGUUCCACGGGAUCACGCCGACAGCGCAGGGCGUCACCGAGAAGGGGACGGGGUCUGCGAUUAUUGUGGUGGAUCAUGGCAAGGGGGAUGUCGAUGCUUUUUAUUUCUACUUCUAUGCAUAUAACAAGGGCAACACGGUUUUGGGCAUGGAGUUUGGCGACCACAUGGGAGACUGGGAACACAAUAUGAUCCGCUUCUCCAGCGGCUCGCCCCAAGCCAUCUGGUACAGCCAGCACGCCAGCGGACAGGCAUUCACGUACGAUGCAGCAGAAAAGAAGGGCAAGCGGCCGUACGCCUACUCGGGAAACGGCACGCACGCCAACUACGCGAUAGCAGGAAAACACGACCACACCAUUCCAGGCGUCAACCUCCCCGACGGACCCCUGGUCGACUACUCAGAUCGCGGCCUCCUGUGGGACCCCACCGCCAAUGCCUACACCUACACGUACGAUCCAGCAACCGCCAAGUUCGCGGCGGGCAAACCCGAUACCCCGGUUGGUUGGCUCAAUUUCAAUGGGCAGUGGGGCGACGACCAGCCGCCUAACGAGCCAUCGAUCUUCGGGCAGGCCAAGUAUGUGGCGGGGCCCAAUGGGCCGAAAUUCAAACAUCUGGAUCGCAAGGAGGUGUGUCCGUCGUCGCCGUGUGUUGUGUUGCCGUUUAGGAUCUGGGCGGAGAAGAACUCGACGGCGUGA